Molecule: messenger RNA, 711 nt
Organism: Habropoda laboriosa
Lineage: Eukaryota; Metazoa; Arthropoda; Insecta; Hymenoptera; Apidae
Product: glutathione S-transferase 1-1-like
Exons: 6
Coding region: 58-711 (217 amino acids)
Biological process (GO): glutathione metabolic process
Molecular function (GO): glutathione transferase activity
Source: RefSeq, a predicted model, not a curated record
CCAUACGUAGGAAACAGCAUCGACUCGCUUCUCCCAAGAGGUAAAAACUAAUUAGUGAUGACGGUAGAUCUGUAUUACACACCUUUAAGUUCGCCUUGCAGAGCUGUUCUAUUGACUGCGGAGGCCAUUGGUCUUUCCUUAAACUUGAAAGAAAUCGAUUUAUUUUCCGGUGAACACCUGAAGCCAGAAUACGAACAGCUGAAUCCGCAGAAAACCGUGCCGUUUCUUUUAGAUGGCGAUUACAGGCUGACAGAGAGCCGAGCCAUCAUGUCCUACUUGGCCGAUCAAUAUGGCAAAAAUGUUCGGCUAAAUCCGCAAACACCGAUUGGUCGAGCCUUGGUCAAUCAGCGGUUGCAUUUUGAUAUUGGCACACUGUAUAGAGGCAUGAAAGAUUAUUACUACCCAGUGGUGUUUGGAAAUGCGACAGAAUACAACGAGGAGCGUUACAAAUCUCUUCAAGGUGCGUUUGAAGUGCUGGACAAGUUUCUCGAUGGACAGGAUUACGCUGCUGGACGCAAUUUGACCAUCGCUGAUCUCGCCUUGGUGGCAACUGUGUCCACGUCAGAGAUGUUCGGUUUUGAAGUGGAGAAUUACGCGAACGUGGCUAAGUGGAUGGAUAGAAUAAAGUCAUGCGCACCUGGAUACCGGAAGGCUAAUGUAGAAUGUCUGCAGAUGCUGAAGAAAUUCGUGGAAGAUAAGAACAAGGAGUAA